AAUAAUAUUGAUACAGGCAUAAAUUUAUCGAAUAGUCAUCGUUUAUUCUAUUAUAGACUAAUCUAUUUAUUUAUUAUCUCCGUAAUGAUACUGUAUGCUAUAUCAUUCAGUUUUAUUGCAUCAACUAUUGAAAAUCAUUCCAUGCCAAUUGUUUUUAGUUUUACAAUUGCUGGAAUUUUUUAUGCAAUCAAUGUAACAUGGUUGGCUGCUAUCUACGUUUAUACAGCAAUUCUGGUGAAUGAACGAAUUCAAAUUUAUAAAGAAGAAUUACCUACCUUUUCAAAUUAUGGUAUCUUAUUGCAAGAAAUAAUCCGUUUACGUGAUAAUAUUCAUCAUAUUAAUCAUCUCUCAUCGGCAGCAAUGCUAACGAAAACAUUGACCAAUGGUUUGAUGAUGGCAACCUGCAUCUGCACAUUUGAUCAUCAAUUGAAUACGCCAAAAAUUGGAUGGUUACCUGUGAUUUCUACAUUGACAUACUUGAUUCCGAUGUUUAUUGAUUUAUCGGCUAGUUGUAUGGCAUCACAAUGGAUGCAUAAAGAAAUGGGUGAUUUUGUACACGCAAUACAGGAACGUAUAGCUUUGGCUAAUAUUUUUCGGGUUCAUUAUAAUAAUUAUUAUAAAUCCCAUCCAGAAAGAAAGCAAUUGAUCAAUACGAAUCACAACAAUUUGAUUAUGACCGGCUUACGUCCAAUAAUCAAUGAUGGUGAAUAUCAUUGUUUAGAACAGAUUUGUAUGAUGCAUGAUUCAUUUUAUUUCACUGUGAUGGACACAUUUGAUCUGAAAAAUUUAUUUAUGUUAUCAUUAGCUAGUUAUGUAUUAAGUUAUGCAAUAUUGCUUAUACAGACCAGAGAUUCACAUAUUCGAUUUGAAUCAAUCCAAUAG
This is a messenger RNA of Dermatophagoides pteronyssinus (European house dust mite), 882 nucleotides long. RefSeq lists its product as uncharacterized. The record is from RefSeq and is a predicted model, not a curated record. NCBI's taxonomy places the organism in Eukaryota, Metazoa, Arthropoda, Arachnida, Sarcoptiformes, Pyroglyphidae.